UAACGUUCAUGGUCAGCUAUUAAAGCUAACGUUAAUUAGUGCAGCCGUGAUAAGUAAUAAUGCCGGAAAUGCCUUCUGUUCAGAAUAACUGUUCGUAGCUCCCCUUCGCUAGCUUAGGUGACGGUUGUCCCCGUUACCUGUCGCUGGCCGUUUUAAUCGUUGAUUUAAGGACGUAAGUCUGAAGUUAGCUCGACCUGCGGGCUGUAAUUCGCUCAAACCAAGCACGAGAAACGCAUGAGGAGUUUUCACAAAGCAUCAGCUCAGAGGGAGGAUGCCUCGUUUGGAAAAGUCAAAUAGCAGAGAGACCAAGAGACCUAAAUUAGACUGGACGUUUGUGCAGAGGCUCUGCAGCAUUCAGAAGGUCCUGUUCCCAUCAUGGACCAGUCAAAGCGCCCUGAUGUUUGGGACGCUGCUCGUGGUCACGCUCACAGAGCAGCUAAUCAUUUACCAGGUGGGUGUCCUCCCGAGUCAUUUCUACAGUGUGCUGGCAGACAAAGAUUACUCGGCCUUCCAGAGUCUGGUGGGCACAGCGAUGGUGCUCAUCUUGAUCAACUCCACAUUGAAAAGUAUCGACCAGUACAUUUGCAAUCUGAUGUACGUUACCUGGAGGCGGAUGCUAACGGAGAGCCUCCAUGCAUCCUACUUCCAGGGCAGAGUCUACUACACACUCAAUGUUCUCAGAGGGGAAAUAGACAAUCCAGACCAGCGGAUCAGUCAGGAUGCAGAUCGGCUGUGUAAGCAGAUGAGCACCAUGGCGAGUCGUUUGAUUGUCUCUCCGUUCACGCUGGCGUACUACAGCUACCACUGCUUCUAUAGCACCGGCUGGAUUGGUCCUGUGAGUAUCUUUGGCUACUUUGUGAUUGGGACCAUCGCCAAUAAAAUCCUCAUGGGGCCGAUUGUAUCGACUCUGUUUGAGCAAGAAAAACUGGAGGGUGACUUCAGAUUUAAGCACAUGCAGAUCCGUGUCAAUGCAGAGUCUGCAGCUUUUUACAGAGCCGGUAAAGUGGAGCACAUGAGGACCGACCGCAGGCUGCAGACUCUGUUAGAAACUCAGAAGAGUCUCAUAAACAAAGAGCUCUGGCUUUAUAUCGGGGUGAACACGUUUGACUACCUUGGAGGUUACCUCAGCUACAUCAUCAUCGCCAUCCCAAUCUUCACUGGUAUCUACAAUGGUCUCCCUCCUGGGGAGCUCAGUGCACUCAUCAGUAAGAACGCCUUUGUGUGCAUCUACUUGAUAAAUGGCUUCACGCAGCUAAUAGACCUGUCAACCACUCUGUCCGAUGUGGCUGGAUACACCCACAGGAUUGGGGAGCUGAGGGAGGUGAUGGAUGACAUCCUACGCGAGCAGUGUGACUACGACCCGGCAUCGGGGGAAAGCUACAACUUUGACAGUGACUUCAAUGUCCAUGCGGGCCCUGCGGACACCGCCUUCAUCCUGGAAAAUCUUUCAUACAAAUCUCCUUACUCUGACAAGUUGCUGGUGGAGAAUCUGAGUCUGAAAAUCAGCCAGGGAACCAAUCUACUGGUGGUGGGGAACACGGGCACCGGCAAGACGUCACUACUGAGGGUCCUCAACCGACUCUGGGAGGCACACAGCGGUUUUGUCCACAUGACCACAUGUUUCGGGCCCAGAGGAACACUCUUCCUGCCACAGAAACCUUACCUGACCGAUGGCACACUGCGGGAACAGGUUAUCUAUCCACUGAAGGAUAUUUACCCUGCAUCAGGGCCAGUGGACGAUGACAGAAUUAUACAAUUCCUGGAACUAGCUGGAGUGUCUGGUCUCCUGAAGCGGACCGGCGGGCUGGAUGAAAAGGUGGAAUGGAACUGGUACGAUGUUCUGUCUCCAGGGGAAAUGCAGCGUCUCUGCUUUGCUCGUCUCUUCUACCUGCAGCCCAAAUAUGCAGUGUUGGACGAGGCCACCAGCGCUCUGACGGAGGAGGCAGAAGCUCAGCUGUACCGGACCUGUAAACGCCUCGGCAUGACUUUGGUCAGUCUGGGCCAUCGCAGCAGCCUGGAGAAGUACCACGAUGUCCAGUUGAAACUCUGUGGAGGAGGCCUGUGGGAGUUAACCAAGUUAAAAGGAGGCACCAAGAGCCUCGAAGAAGAACUGUGACUUCAAGGUCAUUUCUUUGACAUUGUGGACAUGCAGUGAGCUUCAGUGUGGGAGACGAGGACAUGACACACUCCACCGCAGGGACUGGCUGUUAAAGUACCGUGAUACUGAGCACUGGUGUUACUGAGGAAUUCAGGAGAGCUGUCCUCAUGCAACGUUUAGGCAGAGCUGGACCCAAAUGGUUUGGAAUCAUCACAACAAAUCAGAAAAGGACAUUUGAAUCUUUCCAUACGCACAUUUACGUUUUUUUUAUAGCAUUAUGAUUACAUUUGUUCAUUGCAUUAUGUUUACAAUCACUUUUUCACAUCAAGUGGACAGCACAUCUGUGGGUUAUACAUAGUUUUAAAAAGUUGUUUACCUGAUUUCACAAAAAUGUCAUAUGUACAAUAAAAAUAAUCCCAUA
Molecule: messenger RNA, 2519 nt
Organism: Pseudoliparis swirei
Lineage: Eukaryota; Metazoa; Chordata; Actinopteri; Perciformes; Liparidae
Gene: abcd4
Product: ATP-binding cassette, sub-family D (ALD), member 4
Exons: 19
Coding region: 272-2116 (614 amino acids)
Biological process (GO): very long-chain fatty acid catabolic process; long-chain fatty acid import into peroxisome; fatty acid beta-oxidation
Cellular component (GO): peroxisomal membrane
Molecular function (GO): long-chain fatty acid transmembrane transporter activity; ATP binding; ABC-type transporter activity
Source: RefSeq, a predicted model, not a curated record